AUGACCGACAUCGGUCUCCCCACGACGUCCGCGCGCGCGCUCACGCGCGUCGAACGCGUCGGCGCGCACUCGCACGUGCGCGGCCUCGGAUUGGAUGACGCGCUCGAUGCGAAGAAAUCGUCCCAAGGCUUGGUUGGACAGGUGAAAGCGCGCAAAGCCGCGGGCGUGAUCGCGAAUAUGAUACGCGACGGCACGAUCGCCGGGCGCGGGGUGCUGAUCGCGGGCGCGCCGGGGACGGGGAAGACGGCGAUCGCGCACGGAAUGGCGAAGACGCUCGGCGAGGAGACGCCGUUCGCGUCCAUGGCGGCGAGCGAGAUAUUCUCGAUGGAGAUGUCCAAGACGGAGGCUCUGACGCAGGCGUUCCGCAAGGCGAUCGGGGUGAGGAUAAAGGAAGAGACUGAGAUCAUCGAGGGAGAGGUGGUGGAGAUUGAAAUCGAUAAACCGGUGGGAGCGCUCGCGAGCGCGCGCGCCAAGACGGGCAAGUUGACCAUGAAGACGAGCGAUAUGGAGACAGUGUACGAUUUGGGAACGAAGAUGAUCGAUGCCAUCAGUAAGGCAAAGGUGAACGCCGGGGAUGUGAUCAACAUCGAUAAGGCGAGCGGAAGAAUUACGAAAAUUGGGCGGUCGUUUUCGCGGUCGAGAGACUACGACGCCAUGGGGGCGACGACCAAGUUUGUGGCGUGCCCGGAAGGGGAGCUUCAAAAGCGUAAAGAGGUGGUGCACACGGUGUCGCUGCACGAAAUCGAUGUCAUCAACUCCCGCACGCAAGGUUUCCUCGCCCUUUUCGCCGGAGACACGGGGGAAAUCCGAGCAGAGAUUCGCGAGCAAAUCGACAAUAAAGUUUCCGAGUGGAAGGAGGAGGGCAAGGCUGACAUCAUCCCGGGCGUGCUUUUCAUCGACGAAGUGCACAUGCUCGAUAUCGAGUGCUUUUCUUUCUUGAACCGCGCGUUGGAGAACGAGCUGGCGCCCAUUUUAGUCGUCGCCACCAACCGCGGCAUCACGAAGAUUCGAGGCACCGAGUUCCGCUCGCCUCACGGUAUCCCGAUCGAUCUUCUCGAUCGUUUGUUGAUCAUCCACACCCAAGCUUACGACGAGCGCGAGAUGAAGGCAAUUUUGGAAAUCCGCUGCGAAGAGGAAGACGUCGAUCUCGCCGACGACGCCAAGGAUUUGUUGUGCAAAAUCGCGUGCGAAACCAGUUUGCGUUACGCCAUUCAACUCAUCUCUGCCGCCUCGCUUCGCGCGAGCAAGCGCAAAUCCGCCAAGGUGGACGUCGAUGACGUGAGCAAGGUGUACGGGAUGUUCUUAGACGUCAAGCGUUCGACGCAGUUCAUGCUCGAUUAUCACCAAGACUACAUGUUCAACGAAACCGACACCGCCAUGGAGGCGUGA
Ostreococcus lucimarinus CCE9901 is the source of this 1389-nucleotide messenger RNA. RefSeq lists its product with no specific name. The record is from RefSeq and is a predicted model, not a curated record. NCBI's taxonomy places the organism in Eukaryota, Viridiplantae, Chlorophyta, Mamiellophyceae, Mamiellales, Bathycoccaceae. Gene Ontology annotation, biological process: regulation of transcription by RNA polymerase II; chromatin remodeling; box C/D snoRNP assembly. Gene Ontology annotation, cellular component: R2TP complex; Ino80 complex; NuA4 histone acetyltransferase complex. The transcript has a single exon. Gene Ontology annotation, molecular function: ATP hydrolysis activity; DNA helicase activity; ATP binding. Bases 1 to 1389 code for a protein of 462 amino acids.